GGCGCCCGCCGCCACCGCCAUUACCGCCGCUGCCCCAUCGGUCCCCGCCCGGCGGGGCGGACGCGCCUGCGCAGCGGCGGCCGAGAGCAGGCCCGGGACGGCGGGGCCGGGCGGGCCGCGGAAGAAGUUGGGGCUUUGCUUAAGUCUUCUGCCCGAUGCUGAAAAAAUAAUUGAGAUGGCAGCUGUAAAACGGGCUAAAUCUUCUCGUGGUUUUGAGGACCCCGUUAGGCUGUUUCUGAAAUAAUUUGUCACGCAGUUUGAGCUUUAGAGUUUGUUAAAAUGCCUGAAAUAAAAGUCACUCCCUUGGGAGCUGGCCAGGAUGUGGGGCGCAGCUGUAUCCUUGUGUCUAUUGCCGGGAAAAACGUAAUGCUUGACUGUGGGAUGCACAUGGGCUACAACGAUGAUAGACGCUUUCCUGACUUUUCUUACAUCACUCAGAACGGAAGGCUGACUGACUUUCUCGACUGUGUGAUCAUCAGCCACUUUCACUUGGACCAUUGUGGAGCUUUGCCGUAUUUCAGUGAAAUGGUGGGUUAUGACGGGCCCAUUUACAUGACGCAUCCUACCAAGGCCAUCUGUCCCAUCCUCCUGGAGGACUAUAGGAAAAUAACUGUAGACAAGAAAGGGGAAACAAACUUCUUUACUUCUCAAAUGAUUAAAGACUGUAUGAAAAAAGUGGUUGCUGUGCAUCUUCACCAGACAGUUCAGGUGGAUGAGGAGCUGGAGAUCAAGGCGUACUAUGCAGGCCAUGUGCUAGGGGCGGCCAUGUUCCAGAUUAAGGUUGGAUGCGAAUCAGUUGUGUACACUGGUGAUUAUAACAUGACGCCAGACAGACAUUUAGGUGCUGCCUGGAUUGAUAAGUGUCGCCCGGAUUUAUUAAUAAGUGAAUCCACCUAUGCGACAACUAUCAGAGAUUCCAAACGCUGCAGAGAAAGAGACUUCCUGAAGAAAGUUCAUGAGACCGUAGAAAGAGGAGGGAAGGUUCUUAUCCCAGUUUUUGCCCUUGGACGUGCCCAGGAACUUUGCAUUUUAUUGGAGACUUUCUGGGAAAGAAUGAACUUGAAGGCUCCAAUUUAUUUUUCCACGGGACUGACGGAGAAGGCCAAUCAUUAUUACAAGCUCUUCAUCACCUGGACUAAUCAGAAAAUUCGGAAAACAUUUGUGCAGAGGAACAUGUUUGAAUUCAAACACAUCAAAGCGUUUGAUCGAGCCUUUGCAGACAAUCCGGGGCCUAUGGUUGUGUUUGCAACCCCUGGUAUGCUUCAUGCAGGACAGUCCCUUCAGAUCUUCAGGAAAUGGGCAGGGAAUGAAAAGAAUAUGGUCAUCAUGCCAGGCUACUGUGUGCAGGGAACUGUGGGCCAUAAGAUUCUGAGUGGGCAGCGCAAGCUGGAGAUGGAAGGAAGACAAAUACUGGAAGUAAAGAUGCAGGUGGAGUACAUGUCCUUCAGUGCCCACGCUGAUGCCAAGGGAAUAAUGCAGCUGAUUCGCCAGGCUGAGCCACGAAAUGUUCUGCUGGUCCACGGUGAAGCAAAGAAGAUGGAGUUUCUGAAGCAGAAAAUAGAACAGGAAUUUCAUGUCAGCUGUUACAUGCCUGCAAACGGAGAGACCACAACGAUAUUCACCAACCCCAGCAUUCCAGUGGACAUAUCCCUGGGACUCCUGAAGAGAGAAACAGCAAUAGGUCUCUUACCAGAUGCCAAGAAGCCAAAGCUAAUGCAUGGGACAUUAAUUAUGAAGGAUAACAGCUUCCGCCUGGUUUCUCCCGAGCAGGCUUUGAAGGAGCUGGGCCUUGCAGAGCAUCAGUUGCGUUUCACCUGCCGCGUUCACAUUCAGGAUCCGCGGAAAGAACACGAGACAGUGCUCCGUGUAUAUAACCAUCUCAAAGGGGUCCUGAAAGAUUAUUCAGUGCAGCAUCUCCCCGAUGGUUCUAUAACAGUGGAGUCCAUUCUCAUCCAAGCCACAGCACACUCAGAGGAUCAAGGAACCAAAGUUCUGCUCGUUUCCUGGACUUACCAGGAGUUACAGUGUUUGUCCAGUUGCUGCAGUGGCAGCGUACACUGCUCAGCAGUACCGGGAUCUCCCCGUCGGCAGCCUGUCCGGGAGCCGUUACAGCCUGUUUUUCCAGUCCCGAGGAACAAGCUUUGAGUUGCUCACACAGUAAGAGAGCAGACUGUGGCAUCGGCUGCCAUCAGCAAACUGGCUGAAUAUGGGCAGAAGUUGCAACAUCCGUUGUGGUGCGAAGAGAAGUUACACAUCAGAGAGACACCAUCAUUUAUCAUCUCCCCCCCGCCUUCUGCCACAAUAAUCCCACACCUGCCUUGAAGCUCCCUGGCAGUUCUUGUUCCACAUCCAAUGGCCCAGCAUAACCUUGGAACCCCGACCACCUGGUGCACGUGCCAGGUCGCAGCGGGACUUUGUGCACGUUUGAAAGUGGAAAUACUGAUGUAGCACGUUGCGACAGUCCAGCAAACCUUGGUCCAUGUUAAACAAGCCUGUGACAAUUUCCCUUCCAUUCUCAGCAGCUUGCGUGCCUGCAGGCCAACAGCACCUGUCCCUCUCUGAAGUGUGGGGGUGGUGUGGGAAGGAACACAACAGCGAGAUCUGUGUAUCCGUUACCAAAAAUCACAUCCUCUUAAGUAAACCCUUGGCUUUGAAGGAGGUUUGUCAGCCAGGCCCGUGGUUUUCUGGUGACUCUGAUAACCCACGAACGAGAAAUUCUCGCCGAAGUCACAUAGUUCACAGGGUGGAAAACAGGAGUUCUCAGAAGCGGCGUGGUGCUGUUAAUACAAGAGAAGGGGUGAAACACGUCAGGCACAUUUUGUGACAUAAACACAGUGGCUGAAGAAAGCUUUGACAUUUGACCAGGCCGGCACCAUGUAAGGAGUUGUGCAACUCCUGCAGUAACCACGUGAGGAGAGGAGGUUGUUUUACGCACCACGCUGGGUUAACUGACUGAUAAAUACUUGCAUCUGUUAUCUUCUGGAACUGCAUUAACAGAUGUUCAGCCUGAAUCCAUAGGCAGGCGAUGGUGGAAACCCUGCACUGAGCCCCUCCUCAGGAUGCCAAUCCCUCCAUGCGCAGGGAGGGAGGAGAAGCCCUUAUUUGGCUGUGGAAUGUGGGCAGGGAUCGGUUUGGGAGCCCAGCUGGCCACGGUGUGCCCCAGGGAGAAAACACAGGAGCCCUCCAAAAUAGGGAAAAGCCAAGCAGGGCUGCCCACAUCCACUCGCAGAUUACUGUCAGUUAGGAGGCUGGUUUCCUUCAAUUAACCCUUUCCUGGGCUGUACCGCUUUCCAGAGAAGGGCCCUGUGUUCUCCUACCAACCCCAGAAUUAAACCAAAGGAGACCAAACCAUGCUGUGUUCACGCACACUGGUGUGUCCCCACGUGUUGUCUAGCACUGUCAGAGAAUACGGCUCCCCCAGGGACCACCCAAGUUGGCUAAUAACAAUAAAUAUCUGUUUGGUACUUCCCCCCGGUGU
Molecule: messenger RNA, 3478 nt
Organism: Chroicocephalus ridibundus (black-headed gull)
Lineage: Eukaryota; Metazoa; Chordata; Aves; Charadriiformes; Laridae
Gene: INTS11
Product: integrator complex subunit 11
Exons: 19
Coding region: 280-2145 (621 amino acids)
Biological process (GO): snRNA processing
Cellular component (GO): nucleus
Molecular function (GO): RNA endonuclease activity
Source: RefSeq, a predicted model, not a curated record